GCUAGAAUACUCACCAUUUGCGAUCACGUUCUUAUAUAAUUUCUUUAAAAAUGCUAAUUUUAAACAGAAUUAAAAAAUAAUUCUACAUUUCACAUUGUCUUCAUUGAGUAGUGAACAUGUUGAUUCUGGGCUACCCCUAAUUAAUUGAAACGUAACGAUUGUUUAGGACAAAAAAGAGAUACAAUGAGCAUAAGGAACAAUUAUCUUCAAUCGGUUCCUUACCCUAAAACUCACCCAUACCGUCGUCAGUACAGUACAACUAAUGAUGGAUUCGGUACUCGCAACAGAUUUGUCUCUACAUCUACGACAUCCGAAAUUGAUGAAGAGGAUUCCGCCGACGGAGAAAAAGGAAUCGGUGCAAGAACUCGCAACAUUACCGAAUCUGCAAAAGAUCACAAUAUUAUGAGCCGAAUUGGUUUUCAUAUCAAUGAACAGGAAAUUGAGACUGACAUUUCGUCUGAAGAUUAUAAGUUUGUUCCUUCUUCUUCACGAGCAUUUUCUUCCCAGCAAUUGGCAUACCUUUCUCUGCCAGAUUUGUUAAAUUUGUCAUCCAGUGGGAUGACUAGUAAUGACAGCGCUGGAGAAAAUCUAAACCCAAGAUCAUUAACAGCAAGUGGAGCAACCGCUUCUCCAUCGUACUCGAUAGAAAGCGUUGUAAUGGAUCUGGAGAGUGAGGACAUUCAAGUAUUUGACAACAUUUCUAUCGACGAAGUAGAUGAUGAGACUGAAUACACCAGCGGCGAAGGUAGAAGAGAGGAAGACGACGAUGAGUUUAUAAAUAUGCGGGUGAAAGUUGAGAAAAAGCCAUAUCCAACGAAAGCAAUGAAAGUGACAGUAAGUGUUCAGCCACCUUCUGAGGUGGAAGAAGACCUGGACGAACUGUAUGAACAGUAUGAAGAUGAAGAUGAAGUAUCAGCUUCUGGUGUCAGUGUAGACGUAAAUAGCGAAAAUGCGAGUUCCAAUGAAUCUCGGCAGGAUUCAUCGGAAGAAAGUGAAAGUGUAGAGGAUGAUGAAAUUGAGGAAGAAAGUGAAUCGAGUUUAUCCUCGGAGCAUCAAAGCAAUAGUUCCGACUCUGAGGAUUCAGGUGCAGGUGAUGUUGAUUCUGAAGACGUUGACAACGACGAUGAAGAAGAAGAGGAAGAGGAAGAAGUAGACGACGAGAUAUCGAGGGACAGAGACAGCGGUGUUAAAACUGAAACCCCAAAAAUUAUAAGACAUGACGACAAGGAAGGAGAACACAAGACUGAGUCACUUGUAGAAGAGGCCCCGAAAGAUGAAACUGAGAAAAUGAUGGAGUUAUUAAGUACGGCUAUUGACGAUUCAGAAAAAUCCAAAGAGAAACUCAUAUUGGAGAAAGUCUUGGAAGCCGAAGCCAUUGCUGUAGCCGAGGGAGAGAAAUUGGCAGCUCAAGUGGGCGAAAGUAAAACUUCAAGCCCUUUGGUGAAAGUGAAAGGGUUGGGCGAGUCCGUUGUAUCCGGUGUCACACGAGCCGUGUCUAGUGCAGUGGGUUCUAAAGAGAAUAUAAUUAUUUCUACUGGAGAACAGGGGAAGAUUCUGCCUGACAAUGUGGGUGACGUUUUGGCUGGCGUUCCUCAAGGCCUGGACGUUUUAAAAGUUGAGAAAGAUCAGUUCGGAGUAGUGCCGAUUGAAAACACAGUCAAGACUCAAGUCAAAGAGCUGGACAAGCGGAUACAUCAUGAAGCAUCAGCCAUUUCUGGAGAAUUAAAAAAAUCUGGAGAAGAAUCCAUUAAAGCGCUUUCUAGUCCAAGUACAGCAACAGGAUCUGUCCUCGAUGUACCUACUACUGCACUUGUAGUUGCGAAUGUAAUUGUUCAUGGAACUCCAAAAUCGUCUUUGCCAAACCCAGUGAUUGCCACUAGCAAAGCAGACGUUUCGAAUGUACCCGUUGAAACUUUAAAUUCUGCACAGCCAAAGCUUGAAAAAAUGUCGGCUCCAACUAUGUCCACUGGAGAAAGUCAACAGUCGUCGAUACAGGUGAACCCUGUUGCUCCAGUCCUUAGCCAAAUAAAUGUACCUGAAAAUUCUCCAACCUCUCCUAAUAAAAAAUCUCCCGAUAAAGAAGAGUAUUUGUCCGUAUAUGCGCCUGACUCGAUGGACAGCAGCGAGGAAGAAGAGGACAACAUUUUCAGGACACAUGAGAAAACAAGUGCAGAAACUGCAGAGGAAAGGAAAGCUGUUGAGCAGGCCAAAGAUAAAUUAAUCGAAGACUGGAAAUCUACACGGAGGGAAAGCAUAGACGAAAUAGAUGAGAAAUUUCAACAUAUUUUGGAGGACAUGGUGUCUGAACUUGACAUGUCACCUGUAGUCCCCGUCCUUUCUAAAAAGCUGAAAGACGCCGUCCAUGUGUCCGAUGAGGACGAGUCUGAAAAAACACCCAACAAAACAUUGUCCGCUCGUUCAUCCGAAUUGGUUAUGUUCACUGAUAAUGACAUGUUUGAGGACAACAUGUCUCAAAAACAAUUGUCUCCUAUUUCCGAGCAUAGCUCAGCACAGUCAAAUGCCCGCUAUAUGGCCAUGCUUGAUGCCAAGAUGAAGAGUUCUGCCCAGGAGAAAGUUCCACUGGACAAACAAAAUUCUCAAAGCUCUCUAAAAAGUUUGAAUAGUGCAGGUUCAAAUACUUCUAGAAAAUGUAGUCCUUCUCCGAAACCUAUUUCGACGCCAACCGUAUCAAAUAAUGGUACACCAUCUAGACUCAAUGAUAAAAGGGUGUCAAAUGAAUCUCCACCAGUGAACUCCAAAAGCCCCAACAGAACUCCUUCAGCCAAAUAUUUGCAUAGUAAAAGUGAAUUGACUCGACCACCAAGUAAUAGACCCAGUAGCAAAGCCUCGUUAAAAUCUAAUAACCAACUGUCGCAGAGUCCUAAUCGCUCGAGUAGUAAUAACGCGUCCACCUUGGGCGCAGGAAAUAAAUCAGUAGGAGACACAAGCUCCUUAUCUACGUCGUCUGCAAAUCCAGUUUCACUGCCCAUCGUAGCAAGGGACACCAACUCGCCUAAUAGUUCACACCGCAUCCAGGAAGCUGGAGAAAGACCCAGUUCCAAAAUGUUACUACCUACUUCGCCUAAAAUAAGUAAAAGUAAUUACGAUUCCCUUUCACUCUCCUCACAAGGAUCAAAAAGUCCAUCCAUGUCUCGACAUUCUUCACUGCAAACGGAUCAAUCAAUGGAGGAGAUGGGACCGAUAGGAGAAGAUGAAAAUGAUUUGCCAAAUUUUAAUAGUAUCCAACCGAAUUCUGAGCUUGGUGAGGAAGAAUCUGAAUCAGGCCGAGACGACGACUCCCCUUCUCAGCGAAGAAAGUGGAAAAAUUCAACUGAAAUAGCAUCCACCUUAUCGCACUAUUUGCACGUCGUUAAAACUGAGACGAUUGAGAAUUGUGUGUGUGAAGUGAUACCCUUGCUAACGCAGUUGCUCGUCAAGUCCAGAAAGAGCAAGGCGGAACAUGCUCUGCCCACUAUGAUUGCCAGCCUGAGUGCGGUGAGGGUGCUUUGCGAGAGAUUGCUCCACGUAAAGUUGGCGUCUGGGGAAAAGGCAUUGAGAAACAUGGACUUAUCUUGGCUGCUACGAAUCCUCUGCAAGUUGAGUGCUGACCCUGAGUCCAAACUGAAGCCGGAAGCGAGUUUCACGCUGGCGAAGCUGGUGAAAGCUGCCGGCCCAGAGCUGAUUACGAGACCUAUUUACUUUCUUCUCGUGAUGGAGAACGAUGGCGUCGGGCAUCGGAGGGGCUCACAAGGCUCGAAAACCAAGGCCGCUGCACUGGAUACCCUCACCUACGCCCUGCUAUCCUUCCCCAAGGAGGAGUUUGAUGACUUGGAGGAAAUUUCUAGAUGGGUAUGCCUCGUGGUCAUGCAUCCGGCACGGCGAGUGAGACAAGCGGCCCUGGAAUGCAUUGCAGUGCUCGGAAGCUUAAUUGGAUCACCCGAUGCUGCAGCUUCCCGUUUCAGAGGAUAUCUCUUGCACGAGGCUGAACAACAAUACAAUAAAUCCGAUAGUGAUGGUUCCACAGCAGGCCAGCAAAGUGCAAUCAAGACAUUCGAUGGCAAAGGCAUUUUUGACGUUUCCGCAAUCACAGCAAUUUCCUUUCGAAUAAGGAAACGGAUAAUGCCGCUUCCGAGUCCUCAAGGUUUAGUCGAAUAUGGAGUGAAAGUUCCAACAGGGCAAGAGCUGGUGCUAAUUUUGACUAAAAUGCAAGAAGAAGAAGAGGACGAAUUUGAAGGGUCUACAUCAGACGACAGUGUUCACAGUUCAAAAAGCAAGGACAACAAUUCGGAUGGGAAUUCAGAGUCGGAAAGUAUUAGAAUGAGCGACUUGGAAAAAUCUACCAAUGACAAGACCUUUGGAAAAAAACAAAAGUUGGUCAAGGAUGUCGAAAGUGAUGAUGACGUAGAUUUGAUCACUCCAGAUGUAGCCUACAUUUUGGCUGGGAAAGGCCGAGUCAACAAGCAAGAGUUGGUUAACAAUAAUGAUGAGAGUGCGAAUAAUGACGGGGAGGCAACCGCUCAGCAAAACGACAAAGAAAAGAGGAAAAAGGCCCUCAAGAGGAAAAGACAAAAGAAACGUCAUGUAGAACGGACGUACAGCGAGUACGAGGAUGACUCCCAUGGCGACGAGUAAACGCGGAUGUACAGUGUCUCACUGCUGCUGAUAUGUGCUUAUGAAGGCACCAGCUCGUGCAUAAUAACUGGUGUGUGUUCGUACUUAAAAAUAAUCAAAGACAUAGCAAUUCAGACUACGCGAUUAUUAUAUACAUUAUUAUACACAGAGAAUGAGAAUCUUGGAAUACCUACGCAUCUUGUUCUUUGUUUAUUUAUAUCUUGGUACCUACAGCUAUUCUGUUAUACACAAAAUUUUACUGAAUAAAUGACUAGGAACUUUUCAAGGUGUA
Messenger RNA from Folsomia candida, 4903 nucleotides. RefSeq lists its product as uncharacterized. The record is from RefSeq and is a predicted model, not a curated record. The transcript has 6 exons. The coding region runs from base 184 to 4632 and encodes 1482 amino acids. NCBI's taxonomy places the organism in Eukaryota, Metazoa, Arthropoda, Collembola, Entomobryomorpha, Isotomidae.